Messenger RNA from Anopheles nili, 9685 nucleotides. RefSeq lists its product as uncharacterized. The record is from RefSeq and is a predicted model, not a curated record. Lineage: Eukaryota; Metazoa; Arthropoda; Insecta; Diptera; Culicidae. The coding region runs from base 98 to 9685 and encodes 3195 amino acids. Gene Ontology annotation, biological process: regulation of transcription by RNA polymerase II. The transcript is spliced from 14 exons.
UGUAGUCAGUCGCCUGUGUGUGUGCACGUGCUGCGUCCGGUGCAGUAAUUUUGCGAACGAGAUCGAAACGAUGCGCUGAAGAUAUUAUCGGCAUGAGAUGGAAGCAGCUAUUCGUACAAUGCAGCAGGUCGGGCCAACCGGACAGCGGACCGAUUCUGGCCCUUCGCCACAGCCGCCACCGCCUGGAAUGUCGUAUCAGCAGCGCGUUCAAACUGCGACCGCUGCUCAAAUUCAUCGAACCGUUGAUACGACGCAGAGUUAUAGCAAAGGAGGUCCAUCGCCGUCGCAGUCGGUGCCUCGAUCAGCGGCAAGUCCAUUGUCUCCACCACGGCCUGGUCCGGGAGCUGCUGGUGCCGCAAACUAUCCAUCGUUCGGAGGUGCUCCGGCGAGGGAAGCACCGCUACGCUAUGUGCAAAACAACUCGUAUGUCCCUUCCUUCAUUAGGGAAGCAGGGCCCUUCACUAGGGUCCCGCAGGUACAGCAGGUCGUCACAGAGUACCGGCAAGUGGGACCUCCAUCAGUUAUCGGUGCGGCGAGCGUAGUGUCUAGUAGCAUAGUUCCCGCCCCAAUGAAUAUUGUCAACAACAUGGACGUGGUGCCACUGCACGGCCCUACGCACCAUAUGCAACAACAGCAGCAGCAGCAAGCUACCCCUAUUCCAUCGCAACCGUCGUCAGUUGCAUCUCAGCAGCUGGCGGGAGUUGCUGGUUCCAUACUUGCAGCUUCGGUGCCGCAGCAACAAUCAGCACCGCAACCACAGCUGGUAAUGCAGCAAAUUCCUCAACAAGUUCCGCAGCAGGCGAACACCAGGCCCCGUAUUUCGUUGCUACAUUCAAAUCCCGACUACCACCUGCAGACGGCCAGAUCUGUGGUGUCGACGGUAUCGAUGGCACCGGACAGCACGGGACCACCCGCAUUUAAGAAGAUACGGUUAAAUGAUGUGGUGGCUUCGCAACUACCACAAACGGUGGUUGGAUCGGUGCCACCGGCAUCGACGGUGGGUGGCACCAGCAACCCGACGACCCUCUUAAAGGUGGAUACACGCGAAUCACCGGUGUUGAUGGUGCCGUCGGGGGCCUAUCAUCCGCAGGUGGAGGCCAUCUCGCCUACUCUGCCCAGCGAUCCAAUGGAGGAGUUGCGGGCUACCAAGGACGAGUUGUUGCAGCAAAUCGCGAAGGUGGACAACGAGAUCGACAAGGCAGAGAAGAAGAUUGCGUCCUUGAAAAAGAAGCAGGAAUCGCUAGAAGAAGCCUCCGCCAAGCCGCCCACCGAAGAAAGCUCUUCCGAGGCACAGCCUAAACACCGUAACCUGGCGCAGAAGAUAUAUGCGGAAAAUCGCAAGCGCGCCUACGCCGCCCAUGCCGUCCUAAGUACGCUCUAUUCAUUCGAAGCCGAUCCUCUUCCGCUCUACAAUCAACCGUCAGAUGCGGAGGUGUGCCGGGAGGUGCAGGAGCGCCACCAGAUGUUCAAACAGCGAUUACUGGUGCACUUCCGGAAAAUUAAAACUGAGCGCGCGGCGAAGCAGUGCGAGAUAACCGAGCGUUAUGCGCAGUUAUCGCAGGAUUGGACCAAGCGCGUGGAUAAGAUGGAGGCGAGCGCGAAGCGUAAGGCGAAGGAGGCCAAGAAUCGUGAGUUCUUCGAGAAAGUAUUUCCGGAGCUUCGAAAGCAGCGGGAAGACAAGGAGCGAUUUAAUCGUGUAGGGUCUAGAAUUAAAUCCGAAGCUGACCUUGAAGAGAUCAUGGAUGGUCUUCAAGAACAGGCCAUGGAGGAUAAGAAAAUGCGAUCAUAUGCUGUGAUUCCACCUUUAAUGUUAGACUCCAGACAAAGAAGGCUAGUGUUUAAUAAUGAAAAUGGAGCGCUGAUAGACAUGGAAACGGAAUUUAAGGAGCGGUUAAGUUUGAAUGUGUGGACAUCGGGAGAAAAAGAAAUUUUUCGGGAAAAGUUUCUGCAGCACUCGAAAAAUUUUGGUACGAUCGCAGCCAGUUUAGACAGGAAAAGUGCGCAGGAUUGUGUGCGAUAUUACUACCUCAGUAAGAAGACGGAAAAUUACAAACAAUUGUUAAGAAAGUCCCGGCAGCGAACGAGAAGCUCUAGGAACCCUCAAAAAUCCAACCAGCAGCAGACACAAUCAAUUGUAGAUGCGAUGACUACUGGUGUUACGACAAGACUACAACGUGAACAACAACAAAAGACUGUAGGCCGCGAUCGUGCCGCGAAUUCAACAAAUAGUUCGAUAGGAAGUAAUGCAUCAUCCAAUGUUGUCAAUGUCACGACAAAUCCAUCAUCUAAUACCGUGUCCGCAAUCAGCAAUAGCAGCACUAGCGGCAGUAAUGUGAACCACAGCAGUAGUAAUAACAAUUGCACUAAUACUAGCGCGAUCAACGAUAUCAUCGGUGGCGGCGGCACGGUCAACAACAGCAAGAUUACUAACAGCAGUAAUGUAAACUCUUCGUCACUAUCGCCUAACAGUAAUAGUAUAACCGUGCCCGUUGCUGCGUCUACCGUCGUACCAUCAUCUUCAAGUGGUAUCAAUAAUAACAACGGCAAUAGCAGUAGCAGCACAAGUAGCAGCUGCAGCAGUCUCACCAGCAGUAGUGGCGGUGGAAAUGAAUCCAACACAAAUGUCAGUACUGGUACUGGUACUGGCGUUGUUACUGGAGGCAACGUAGAUGGUUCCGCCAAGGCAAUCGAAAGUGAAUUCAAAUCUUCUAUUGCUAAAGUACCGCACACGAUGGAAGCGAUAAAGGUGGCGGUUGCUCCGACUAGUAGUGUAGCAUCAGCUAGCGAAGGAGGAGGAGUAUGCAAUGAACAACGAGGUGGUGCAUCAUCACCAAACAAUUCGACCAUGAGCAUUAAGACUGCAGGCACGGCUGGUAUUACUUCAACAGUACUAUCUUCUGUGCCUGCCGCAACUCAGCAACCCUUGGUUGCAGGUUCGGUAAACACGACUUCUAUGGAAAAUAUAAUUGGUGUUUCUUACAUCAUACCCGGUGGUACUGCUCCAAUUGCAUUGCCAUCUGGCAUGCCGAUCAAUGGUGUAAAAACUGAUUUGCUAGCAUUGAACACCUCAGGUGGCAUCGUAGGAAGUCAGUCUUUGUCGUCAACAGUUGAGUUGACGCUUGGUUCAGUAGUAGCGAGUGUCGUAAACAGCAAGCUUGGCAAUGUGAAGGAAGAUUUGCAGCAUCUCAAGGAGGAAAUCAAUGCAACGGAUUCAAUACAUAACCGUAAAGAUGAGACUGGCAACGAAUCGGGAAGUGCUGAAAGUCAAGAAGAUAAAACUGGUGCUACAGGAGCGUUGCACACGUGUUUUAUAUGCAAAGCAGAACUAUGUUCACGCACUAGGCCCUUGGAACGCAGCCGUGCAGCGCAGUACGGGAUAUCGGAGAAUGAGAUCCCGGUCGGUGCUAGAAUUUGCAACAGCUGUCAAUGCAAAUCGGUUAAAUCUCGCUACACCCACUGCCCUCUACCAACUUGUCCGAAUCCGAAGGAUCGCGUUAAGCGUUUCCGUAACCUUCCGCCACGCCUGUUUGAGCUGGUCCCCGAGGUACGAGAUCCGAUCGUCCAAGAGUUGCAGAUACCACCGAAUGUUAGCAAGUGCUGUUCAGCUUGUCUAACGCGUAUACGACGUAAGAUGGGUCCGCAUCUACUCGGUAGCACCAGUUUAACGGAUGACGAGGUCGGUCGAUUGAAAAAAAUGCUACAAGAGCACGGUCCCAAAUGGAACCAGUUCGCCGAAACGCUAUCAAAGCCCGCUCUUGCGCUCAAAAGUUGCUACAUUCAAUACAAGAAAAAGUAUGGAUUGGACAUGGCCCUCAACGAAUAUUACAAGCAACACCCUAGCGAGGACCGUCGCUCGGCUACAACGGACGGGGACGAAUCAGACCUUAGUGCUGGUUCGUCGUCAUCGGAUGAGCGGGAUGGUAGCAGCGAUACCACUGCAUCUGCCGAAAGUCCAACGAGUGGCAAUGUAGGAGGCAGCAUUGUCACUAUGGGAAAUGUUGCGGUUGCUAAAACAAGCGGCAAUAGCAACACUAACGAUGCAAGCUCAAUUUCGGAAAGCAUCAGCGCGGGAAAGAUAGAAGAAUGUGGCCGAAUUGUGUUAAGUGGGAAUGUACAAACGAGCACCGUCGGCAAUAGUAGCAAUACUGGUGGAAGUGGUAGCGAGGCUGCUAUUUCUCUGGCACCGCCACCGAAAGCAUCUUCAACGGUUACUGGUUCGUCGUCGUCUACCUCCUCCGGCGGCAGCGGUGUUGCAUUUGAGGAUGAUCGUUUGCUUCCUCCCGGCCAGCCCCAACCAAGGAAACCAUUACGGCACACUGAGGAAUAUGACAGCUCGGCAACGGAGACGGCGGAUGAGGAAAAUGAAUCGUCACCUGCCAAUAGGCAAAGCCCGAAAGUUUCUUUGCACCAUCCACCUAUACCGCAUUCGCAUUACCCGCCACCACUGCAUCACGGCUCUGGACAUGCGAUGCUGCAUAAUUCGGCCCCCGCCAACACACAGCAAUCGAAUGGCUCACGAUCUAACGCAAUCGGAGGCGGCGGGGGUGACCUAAGUUCUCCGCAAAACGUGCGAGAUGUGAUGUUGAAUGUAAUUGAACGUUCCUUGAAAAGUAAUUCUCUUGGGACAUCCAGCAAACCUCCACCGCCAGGGUUGCGUGAUCUACAAUUUGGAACUAGCGCCACUCCUCCGGUGUCUAGUGGUCAACAGCAGCAGCAGCAGCAGCAGCAUGUAGUAGGGUCUGGACCGUCAGUGUCCGUGUCGGGAAAUAUCACCUCUUCCUCAACUCCGACAGUGGUGAGGGAUUACCGCGAUGGAUCAAAAGUGGUACUCACGUCGACAGGAUCGCAAGGGGGGUCACAAGUGAUCACAGGAGUAGGUUCUGCCGGACCUUCGACGCCGUCCCAACAAUCGGCUCAACUGUCAAUGCCAGCAUCUUCGUUAGGCAUAACAGUGGUUAAUUCGCACGGGCAAAUAAUAGCUUCGCCGGCGCAACAAUCUCAUUCUUCAUCAGUACCGCCACCGCUUGUUGGAGGACAUGUGCAAUUGAAUCAGCAUCAUGCGCUUGGCGGCCAAAUUCCCGCCACGAUUACACCGAUCCCGCAUCCUAUACACAUCGGAUCGUCCCCUAUUAUGAACUCGUCCGUUGUACGCUCUUCUAAUGAUGAACCACAAACAUUAGAUCUAAGUAUUAAGAAAACGCCCCGCUCCGAUUCGGUAACGGUCGUUUCGACAACACCGACGAAAAACCUAGAAGCUAGUGGGAACAAUAGUGUUGGUGCCGCGUGUAAUUUUCCCCCACCUCCAGCACACAGUCAUGGAAGUAGUAGCAACCAUCAUAGCGGUUCAUCUGGUGGGAGUAAUGGAGCAGGAGGAUCUAACAGCAACAACAUCAGCAACAAGUUCCAUCUUGGUCUUCCAGGACCACCUAAUUCGCUGGGAACGUCUGUUACCGUGUACCGGACAGACAAUGCAUUUCCAGGGCCAAACAUUCCAUCUUCUUCUGCUACAUACGUUAGUUAUCACUCUGCAGUGGCGGCUUCUGCUGAUGCGAUGGGACGUCCUUUAACAAAAUCACCUAGUAGUGGUGGUGCUGGUACUACGACAUACCUUACUUUACCAUUGGGAGCUGGCCCUGCUCAAGGAAGUGGUUUGCCAAUGCAACUUUCAACUAGCGGUUCGGCUAGACAGUCAACGAUGUUGUCCCUCACACCUCCUCCUCCUCUAACCGGAAGUGGCAGUCUGAAAGGAAAAAGUACUCCCAAGCUGAGCCCAAAAAUGUCAAGCAGCGGUCCAACGGGUAGUGGUCCCAAAGGGGGCUCUAUAACACAUGGUACCCCGGUCAAUGUGAAUCAACAGCAGCAGCAGCAACAGCAACAACAAUGUCAAACCCAGCUGAUAAUCCAGGGUCAAUCGUCGUCUGCGUCAACAUUGAGUCCACGAUAUGAGAAUCAUUUGCUCUGCCAAACUCCCCCAUCAUCCGCGUCAUCUGGGGGUCGUCCCGUCGCUUCCUCGUCUCCUGUUAUAAUGAGUGACAAAUUUGUCGGUUCCAUAACACAAGGAACGCCUGUGCAUGGCGGCAGUGGCGUGCUGUUACCUGAUAAACGCAACAACUCUUCGGCAUAUGAUUACAAGCGACAGAGUCCUGCGCAAACUAUAGUUGUGCCUGGUAGCGGUCACGGGUUACCAGUUCAAUUUAAUCCAUAUGGUGGUAGUGUACGUGGCGUCAGCGGAAGCACUGGUAAUGGAGCGGCAGCCUACUCGUCAUUAGAACCGACUUCACAGCAGCUGAGUUCACAGCAAAUCAUUAUGAACGAUUACAUUACGUCACAACAAAUGCAAAGUAGAACGGUCGGUGGUGGUGGAAGUGGCGCUGUUGUUUCUCCCGGUAUCGUUCCACUGGUUGUAACGGCAACGUCUGGGACUGGUCGUUCAGGAAAAGAAUCUCCAUCGCCUCGGAAUGGGGGUGGUGUAGCAGGAGGAACUAUGCCACUGCCACUGCCACCUGGUUCCAUUUAUGGACUUGUAGGCAGUAAUGCGGUUGGUGGCUCUUCAAUCGGGAUGGUAAACAGUAGACAGGCGCAAAAUGAUUACUUAAGUCGAACCUCACCAGCCGCCGAUCAUGUAAAUAGAAUCUCCCCUGUCUACAACAAUACAUCUAGUCCGCAUUGCACUCCUCCACCACCACAGCGACAAGGUGUUAUUCAACGUCACAACACUUGCGUCAAUAGCGCUAGUACUAGUUCCUCUGGAAAUGCAGGCAGCAGCAGUGGCAAUAUCGGAAAUAUGAGUGGUGGAGCAGCAGCAGGAGGAGGUAAUGGUGGAUCUUCUAAACCACCAAGUCCUGCUCCGGCGAGAUAUCACCUGCAGCCUCCACCACCUCCUCAUCAUUAUCUUCAGGAUGCGUUCACUUCAUUUGUUGAUUUGGCAGUGCAACAACAACCGAUGACUGUUCCGCAUAAAGACGAUGCGAAGCGUACGAUAAUUGAUCAGCAACAUCAGCAGCAACCGUCAACAAUAAAUGCUGGGUUAUCUAUUCAUCAUCAUGAUAUGCGAUAUCAGCAUCCUAGCAUGAUUCAAUUUCAUCAUCACCAGCACCAAUCACAAUCGCCACACCAACAAUAUCAACAACAAUCGAAGCAGCAACCACAACAGCAAGCGCAACCGCAACAACAAACGCAGCAGCAGCAGUCGCAAACGCAAUCCCCACAACAAACGCAGCAUCACCAGCAGCAAACGCAACAAUCGCAUCUACUGGCUCAAUCGCAACAGCAGUUACAGUUGCAAACGCAGCAACAACAACCUCAGCAUCCAUCGCAAUCACAGUCACAAUCGCAUCCGCCGCAGUCACAGUCGCAAUCGAAUCCAUCGAAAUUACAAUCAUUGCAACCACCACCACAGCAACAGCCACUGUUGCAACAAUCACAUCAGACACAAUCGCAACAGCAACAGUUGCAGCAUCAACCCCAAACGCAUCAACACCUGCAAGAACAGAAAGGACAGGAACAAAAACAUGGGCAACAGCAAGGACAGAUGGUACAAGGACAACAACAAAGCCAACAACAACAAGCACAAACGACGCAACAAGAACAGCAAAAGCAACUUCAAAAGCAGCAGCAAUCUCAACAGCAGCAGUUACAAAAAAAUUCAGCUACAAGUGUUGGUCAGCACCAUCAACAAUUGAGACAUCAACAACAGUUGCAGCGCCGUCAUCAACAAUCUCCGUUACAUCCCUCGCUACAGCAACUCGGCCCAAUAGUGUAUCAACGCGAGCUUGUUGAGAUGGAACGUGCAAUCAUUGCUGGGCGCGUUGAGCGAGAGCGUGAGCGUGAUCAUCGUGAUCGUGAACACGAAAGGGAACGUGAUCGAGAGCGUGAGCGAGAUCGGGAACGAGAACGUGAACGUGAACGUGAGCGAGAACGUGAACGUGAGCGAGAACGUGAACGCGAGCGUGAGCGUGAACGCGAUCAUCGUGAGCGACGUGAAAUUGAGCGCGAACAACAACAACAACGCGAUCAUCAUCAUCGCGAUCGGGAACGUGAGCGGAUCGAACGGCAUCAAGAGGCGGAGGAACGUCGUCGAAAACAGCAUUAUGAUGGAUUUGCACCGGAUCGACGAGAUAGGGCAAUCGAAUUAGUGAGCGGCCGUAGCACCUCAGAUGGGUCACUAACAGCAGCAAAUUUGAUUGAUGCAAUCAUAACUCACCAAAUUAGUCAAACUGCUGUUGAACCACCACCGUUACCGUCGAUUAGGGAUGUCCAUCGCUCACCAUACUAUGCACCACGUGAUCAGCGCUCAAUGGCUAUGCAGCAAGUGAUUAGUGAAAAUAAUGGCAGUAAAUCACAAUCACCCAAUGUAAUCAAUAUCGAUCUGGAUUCGGAUUCCGUGCAUCAUCAUCAUAGACGCGACGGCGGUAGUAUUGGCGGGAAUAAUCCUAGUGGGAUGAAAAAUAUUACCCUUGGCGAGCUGACUGAAUCCAUCAUAGCGAAGGAUUAUUCACCCAACCCGAAUCCUUUUCUAUCCUUGCGACCCCCGAUGAUUCCGUAUGGCGCGACAACGACUGGUACCUCUGGAGUGGAAGCAAUUCUAGUAGCAGAUCAGUGGAAACAUCGGCGCCCAUCCCCAUCGGUAACGGCGCAAGGCAAAGAUGAGCAAAUCCAGCGUGGCCAUGAUGCUCAGAAAGGGCCCGGUCGCUUAACACCGGAAGAUCGACACAUAAUUCGAUUGGCGCAAUCCCCCGGUCCGAGAAAUAAAUUUCACGAGUCCGUCUCACCCGAUACUCCGCCGUUCUUUCACUCGGGAGCUCAUAUGGGCCGUGUCGGUGGUGUAACCAGCGGUGGUGCUGGAGGAACGCACGCAGGAGGGGGAGGAGGAGGACGUGAUAAUUUUGUGCUGGAUUUCUACGUAAAAAAUCGAAUCGUAGAGGCGAUGCGUACUGAGGAUGAAAAACGUGGUUCCACCGAUCCAUCGGUUUUGGUGGUUGUAGAUGGUAGCGCUGGAAGUGGAAAUCGAAGCGUCGAUCGCCAGCAGCCGUCAUCACCUCGUAGCUUCCAAAAUAUUUCCCCUCAUCACGCUCAUCAUUCCGUGAAGGAGAUGAGUGUAGUAGAUCGCGGCGGUACACCGGCUUCUGGAAUUAGUGACGGACAGAAGCAGCCGCAUCGAUCAUCUGUGGAAGAGAUGCAAUCCAAUCAGCACCAUCAGCAUUCGGCAGCAUCUUCGUUGUUGGUAACAUCCGCAUCUACCGCAUCAAGUUCAGCUGUGGUACAUAACACGUACCUUCAGCAACCGAUAACGACGUUUACCACGCCACCAACCUACGCGUACCCGUUCAGUGCCCUUACGGUAGCCAGUGGCGCACCGCCAACAUCUUCAUCGUCUUCAGGACAUUUGUCGUCAUCGACACCGUCUUCGACAGCUUGUGCAAUGGCGGCUAGUAUAGGUGCGAGUGGAAGUGCGAAUAGCGGAAUCAAAUCUGUUAACACAGGUAUGAUUCUGACCGGUAGUGGAGUUGGUAUAGGCGCAAGCCUAGGAGGAAACAAUUCCGUGGGGGUAAAUAUAUCUGGCAGUGGUGGUGGUAAUGGUACUGGUGGUGGUGUGAUACUACCGGACGAUCGUCAUAUAUCGUCCGCUCCAGAACCGAAACCUCUUUUGUCUGCUCAGUAUGAGGCCCUUAGCGAUGAAGAUUAA